AUGAUCACGUGCAUGCAGGGGAUGCUGUCUCUGUCGGUUCUGGUGACCUUUGCCGCCUGCAACGCGCCUCCGGUACCGUUAGACGACAUUUUAAUUGAGAAAACUUCCGUGCCGGAGCAGUGCGUGCGCGCAGUCAAAGUGGGGGACUUUGUCAGAUAUCACUACAUCGGCACGUUUCCGGACGGCACGAAGUUCGACUCCAGGUGA
This is a messenger RNA of Menidia menidia (Atlantic silverside), 207 nucleotides long. Lineage: Eukaryota; Metazoa; Chordata; Actinopteri; Atheriniformes; Atherinopsidae. The record is from the annotation of a GenBank genome assembly.